Coffea eugenioides is the source of this 2400-nucleotide messenger RNA. Its product is annotated as RNA-binding protein 47-like. Gene Ontology annotation, cellular component: nucleus. NCBI's taxonomy places the organism in Eukaryota, Viridiplantae, Streptophyta, Magnoliopsida, Gentianales, Rubiaceae. The transcript is spliced from 19 exons. Gene Ontology annotation, molecular function: mRNA binding. The coding region runs from base 390 to 2078 and encodes 562 amino acids. The record is from RefSeq and is a predicted model, not a curated record.
UGCGCCUGCGGAUUCAAUAACUAGGGCUGCUCCAUUCGCUAAAUUCCUCAUCCAACUUGGUUAAUUAGCAUCUUCACUAUCUGAAUUUUUUACCCAUGCAUGAUUCAUCACAUCUGGCAAGACGUCCCUUAUUUUCCUUUGCUCUAGUGUUUACUUCAAUCAAAAGAUAUUUCCAGCCUUUAUUCCUUCUUUGGCAUUGUUACUUGAAUUCCCUCGAAAUCUAUCGUUUUUCUUUUCUUUCAUGACUUAAAUUUCAUAGCACAAAUCCAGCAAAUGAGUAUUAUCCUCGUAUUAUGCUCCAUCUCUUUCACUCUCACACGGGGUGUUGCUUUUGCUGGAGUUGAGAACCUUAAAUCUGUUUUCGUGAAUAGAAGCCUCCUCAGUGAGGGAUGAGCCAGUUUGCUGAGCAUCAUGUUAAGGGUUCUGAAGUGUUUGUUGGCGGUUUGCCUCACACAGUGACUGAAAGUACUAUCCAUGAGAUAUUCUCUCAUUGUGGGGAAAUUGUUGAAAUACGUCUUAUAAAGGAUCAAAAAGGCAGCAUAAAGGACUUUUGCUUUGUGCGUUUUGCAACAAAAGAGGCUGCUGAGAAGGCCGUGAGAGAAAAAUCUGGAUUUGUGCUAGAUGGAAAGAAAAUUGGUGUUCUCCCGUCUAAAGAGCAGGAUACUUUGUUUUUCGGAAACCUCAAUAAAGGUUGGAGCACUUAUGAAUUUGAGGGAAUUAUACGUCAGGUUUUUCCUGAUGUUAUUUCUGUUGAUCUUGCCUCACCGGUGGGAGAAACAAAAUCUAUAAAGCAACGAAAUCGUGGUUUUGCUUUUGUGAAGUUCUCCUCUCAUGCUGCCGCUGCGAGGGCAUUUCGGGUUGGUUCGAAAGCAGAUUUUAUGCUUGGUGGUAAUCUGCAUCCAGCUGUUCAAUGGGUUGAGGAUCAACCUGAAAUUGAUCCAGCUGCCCUAGCCAAGAUCAAAAUUGCAUUUAUCAGGAACCUUCCAUUGAGUGCUGAUGAAAACUAUUUGAAGAAAUUAUUUGAGCCUUUCGGAGAGAUAGAAAAAGUAGUGCUGUGGAGAAAGGGUAGCUCCCCUGUUGGGUUUGUCCACUUUACCAAACGGGCAGAUCUUGAAAAUGCUAUAAGGGGAAUGAAUGGGAAGACAGUACAAUGGCCUAGAGGAGGUCCAACGUCUAUGCUUUCGGUAGAAGUAGCAAGGCCAAUUGACAGAAGCAAGAAGCGCUUACGUGAGGACUCACAUGAGAAAAAAGCAAAUAAGGUUCCAAGUCACACCCCAAGUGCCAAUUUGGGAAUUCCUUUGUCCAGUGAUUGUACAUCUGGUUCGCAAAAGGUGGCUCAAAAGGAAGUUGAGUAUGAGGAUCCUUAUGAAGUGGCUGUACUGUUAUUACCUUUAAGCGUCAGAGAACGGCUACUUAGGAUAUUGCGACUUGGUAUUGCUACUCGAUUUGAUAUUGACAUUCAAAACUUGACCAGUCUCAAAAAACUACCUGAAUCCGCUGCUAUAUCUGUCCUUGACCAGUUUAUGUUAUCAGGAGCAGACAAAGAAAACAAAGGAGUUUAUCUUGCCGGAUUAAUUUCUAGGCAUCAGGUUGACCAGCUGCUUCUGGGUCGAUCUCCAGGUGGUUUGUCAAGGGUAGGAGAUCUUAUUAAGAGUGAUGUGGCUAUUUCCAGCUUCUCCAGUAGAGUUCAUUUGCCAGUUGAUGAUUCUUUUAUCCCUCAUGUGGGCUCGACACAGUCUAGCUUCAUUAGUCAAGUCCAUUUCCCAGUUGUGGAUUCUCUUGCCUCACCUGCAUACUUGUCAGUGCCCAGGUCAGGCAACUAUGUGCCCCGCUAUACUGCAUUAGUUUCCGACUAUCCCAUAAUGACUCGAGAAUCGCUUAAAUUAACAAAAGAGACGAGCUCUUCACCUUUGCAGCCUUACGGAAGAUUAACGUUGGAUCCCCAAAUAACAGAAAUGGCUGAUCGUCCACCUCAUCGGCCCCAAAUCAGAUUCGACGCUUUGACUGGUGAACCAUACAAAUUUGACCCUUUCACAGGUGAACGAAUCCUUCCAGAUAAUCCACAGCACCGUUUUUAAAGGUAUCAUGAUCCUCAAUGUCAAGAUGCUGGUUGCUUUUAAGCAGCCAUGGCGGAUCUCACCUUUUGACAGCGCCUAUAAAUAGUACGUCUGUUUGGGCCAUUUUCUUCCAGAUUAAUAUUAUUGAUUUUUAUGUAUGUUGCUUAAUUAAUAAAUGCCUGAGUAAGUAGUUUAGAGAUUCCAGUUUUUAUUGACUUUUAGCCGCACAAGUUGUCGGAAUAUGAUUCAACAUGCAAACAGAAGACUUCAAAUAUUACCGCCAAACAAGUAUUGUUGGCGUGUUGGGGUUGGCGAGUUUGAAAAGAAGAAUGUACUGGAGAUA